CGCGCAGGAGCUCCAAAAACUCUCGGCAUCACCAGUUCACGCACGACUUCAUGCACGUCAAAAAAACUUUCUGAUCCAAUUGCCAACGCAGCACCCGCCUUCCUUCCCGGCGUGGCUCCUACAGAUGAAGCGCUACUGCGAACGACAUCACAGCCCGCGUCUUACUUCUCCACACACCUCAUAACCCUCUCGCUUCGAGCAGACGUACCCAUCUCAACCCCACCUCAUCGCCGCACCUCACCUCACCUCGCGACCAACACCACCACCCCCUCCCUCCUUCCUUCAAAGCAAAACCAAAAUGGACAUAUCCGACCUCCUCGCCUCCGUCGUCGCCCCGCCCACGCCCUCCCACCAACGCCUCUCCGAUCUGCAAUCCCUAACCCGCUCCUUCGUCGCCGAGCGCACCUGCCCGGAACUCCUCCCCUACCCGUCCGCGCUGCUCGACCGCGUGCUCGAGGCCAUCCGCGAGCAGAUCGAGACGAUCGAGGAGCACGCGGGGGACGCGGACCCCCGGACCAACUUCCGCAUGAUUAUUCUCCAGACGGAACUCGAGAGGGUGCGGUUUCUCGUAAGGGGAUUGGUGAGGGGGCGUAUUGCUAAGAUCGACGCACACCCCCUCCACAUACUCAACCUCUACACGACCAGCCAACCCACCCUCCUCUCACCCUCGGAGCACAAGUACCUGACGACGCACCAAGCGCUGCUGUCAUCGCACUUCUCGGCCUCGUUCCUCUCGCAGUUCCCCGCCGCGCUGCAGCGGCUCGACGACACGACGGGGGGCGUCAGCAUGGUGGACAAGCCGGACGAGGAUAGGGCGGUGUUUGUGAGGUGUUUGAGGGAUGUCGGGCAGGUUUAUGUCGAGGGGACGGGGACGCGGUUUGAGAUGCGGAGGGGGGAUGUUUCGGUGGUGAGGUGGAGUGCUAUUAGGGCGUGGGUGCUCGGGGGGGAUGUAGAGUUGAUUUGAACUGCGAGGGUUCGGAGUUGGGAGUUGGUUUUUGGGUGAGGGGAAGGAUUUUGAAGGGAGUGAUUGAAGAGGUGGGAAAGAAGGGGGAGAGGAGGUUGAGGAGAUUUGCUUGGAUUUUUGAGAGAUUGCUGCUAUGAGAAGA
This is a messenger RNA of Aaosphaeria arxii CBS 175.79, 1106 nucleotides long. RefSeq names its product GINS complex, Sld5 component. The coding region runs from base 299 to 964 and encodes 221 amino acids. The record is from RefSeq and is a predicted model, not a curated record. Gene Ontology annotation, cellular component: GINS complex. The transcript is spliced from 2 exons. Gene Ontology annotation, biological process: DNA-templated DNA replication; double-strand break repair via break-induced replication. Lineage: Eukaryota; Fungi; Ascomycota; Dothideomycetes; Pleosporales.